AUGAAGCUCUCCCAAGAUGUGACAAGGCGAUCACCGCCCUCUAAGGACGGCUUGGAGAAGGUGGACGACAAAUUGCGCCGCGCAGACAAGGUCUCCCCGCAGUUAUCUUUCUUCCGCCGCCGGAUACGACUAAAGGGGAACUCGUCUGUCUCGAUGCCACUGGGCUUAGUGCUCCUAUUUCCAUGUCUUGUACUCACAUUAAUCCUAAUUCUCUUCGCAAAGUCGCCAGACCCCCAGGGCAUCAUGAACAUGCCCGCCGGCGCUCCUCCGUCAAUACGAAAGAUCAGCGAAAAGUACGACAAGCCCUUCGUAGUAGGCUGUCUCGAACCCAAAGUCAAUGCCCCCCGAGCAAACGCUGCAUUCGUGGUUCUGGCGAGAAACAAGGAGCUAGACGGUGUCAUACAAACAGUCAAAUCAAUCGAGAGACAUUUCAACAGGUGGUUUCACUAUCCAUAUGUCUUCCUCAAUGAUGGGGAAUUCAACGCGACAUUCAAGGAGACUGUCUUGAAUCACACAAGCGCAGCAGUGGAGUGGGGCACGAUCUCAGCAGAGCACUGGGGAUUCCCUGAUUGGGUAGAUCCCGCAGUCGCAAAAGAAGGAAUUGCAAAGCAGGGUGACCAUGCGAUCAUGUACGGCGGCAUGGAAAGCUACCACCACAUGUGUCGGUUUUACUCCGGUAAGUUCUAUCAGCACGAGCUGCUGCAAAAGUACGAAUGGUAUUGGCGACUCGAGCCGGAGAUCAAGUACUUUUGUGACAUCACGUACGAUCCAUUCAUCCACAUGAUACGAAACAAGAAGACAUAUGGCUUUACCAUCGCCGUAAAGGAGCUGCGGGAGACGGUACCUAACAUCUUUCGAUAUGCGUCUGCUUACAAGCGGAUGAAUAACCUUACCUCUAAAGGUCUCUGGGAAAUGUUUGUGGAGAAGCCAAAAGAAAAAGAGGAGAAAGCGGUACCGACGACAGAUCCCAAGUCCAAAAAGCCCACGCCCCAGGAGAUGGAAGACUCGGAGUCCAUCGUAGGGAAACUGCCCGAAAUCGAUCCUGAGGCGAUGGAGGGCGAAUCGUAUAACAUGUGUCACUUUUGGAGCAAUUUUGAAAUCGCGAGACUGGACUGGUUCCGAAGCAAGGAGUACAACGACUUCUUCGAGCUGAUGGAUCGCAGCGGUGGCUUCUGGAUGGAAAGAUGGGGAGAUGCGCCAAUUCACUCGUUGGCUGCCGGCGCUCUUCUCGGCCCUGGAGACAUCCACUACUUCCGGGACUUUGGUUACCGGCAUACCACUAUCCAGCACUGUCCAGCAAAUGCCCCAGCGCGGCAGCUAUCCAGGAGCCCAUACUUUGAGAAGACGACUCUGGACGAAAAGAUGCGACGUGAAGAAGACGCGUACUGGGCGACGCCGGAUCCAGUCAAGGAGAACGGUGUAGGCUGUCGCUGCAAAUGUGAUAGCGACAUCGUCGACGUAGAAGGCAAAGAGGGGUCUUGUCUCGCGGAAUGGGUAGAUGCCGCUGGCGGAUGGGCAUCGCCUGGUCCUCAGUGGCCUUGA
This is a messenger RNA of Cucurbitaria berberidis CBS 394.84, 1542 nucleotides long. RefSeq names its product glycosyltransferase family 15 protein. Gene Ontology annotation, cellular component: membrane; Golgi apparatus. The record is from RefSeq and is a predicted model, not a curated record. Gene Ontology annotation, molecular function: alpha-1,2-mannosyltransferase activity. Lineage: Eukaryota; Fungi; Ascomycota; Dothideomycetes; Pleosporales; Cucurbitariaceae. Gene Ontology annotation, biological process: cell wall mannoprotein biosynthetic process; protein N-linked glycosylation. The transcript is spliced from 3 exons. Bases 1 to 1542 code for a protein of 513 amino acids.